CCCCUGCCGUGACAAAUUCCGUACCUUCUUUUCCGUUUCGCUCCUUAUAAAUGACCCUCUAACACUUCACUAGGCCCCCCACGCUAUUAUACCAAGUACUACUAACAACCGGUCAAGAACAGCAGAAAACCAACUCACACAUACUCCCACUGCUGAGGAGUAACAUAUCGACAAGAAGUGUAGAAACGAUGAGACCAGGAGCGGGUUUCAAUGCGACGGCCGCAGCAACGAAGGCUGUGGCAGCCCCACUGGCCGCCGGCGCCGCGCAUUCCGCGUGGCACUCGCCGGUGCCGUACCUCUUCGGCGGCCUGGCCGCGAUGCUCGGACUCAUCGCCUUCGCCCUUCUCAUCCUCGCAUGCUCGUACUGGAAGCUGUCCGGGUACCUGGAGGGCAGCGCCGGCCGCGGUGAAGACGAAGGCUCCGCCACUGACGGCGCCAAGCCGGUGGCCUCGGACCUGCCGCCGCCAGCGUGGGAGGAGAAGGUACUGGUGGUCAUGGCCGGGGACGUGAAACCUACGUACCUCGCCACGCCCAUGUCAAGCAGAGACCGUGGCAGCAAGGGAGAAGAGGAAGAGAAGAAGGUGUCUACAGUCGCCAUGGCUAGCAUCAAGGAUGCUGAUAAUGGUGAGCAGUCAGAACCAGAGAGAACGAGAUGACCGCCACAUCGCCGAGGUGUGAGUUUUGCAUCUUCUUGUUCUUCUUUAGGCUUAGGUGACCUGGCGGUUAAGCCUUUGAUGCUCUCAAAUACUAGGAGAAAGUUCAUCUGCAGUUCCGGACUAUGCAGGGAGCGUAACCCUCAUCAGAGUCAUGUUUUUACUGGGUUUCCCUUCAGUUUUUGCAGUGACCAAAUGGAUUAGAUCAGCAGAAUUGCUGACAGUCGCUACAAGAAAACAGCAAUCAAGGUCAUUUUUUUGUGGAGUUAUCUCUAACUUUUACCAUAAUUCGAAUGGAAUUACAGCAUGAGAAAUGCACCUUUUGAUAAGCUUUGUUGUCACCUGCGAAAUAGUUGGUGCUCCAUUUCCUUUCCUUUUGUUUUCUUGCUCUGAGUAAUGGAAAUGAGCAUAUUUUUCUUCUUU
Molecule: messenger RNA, 1076 nt
Organism: Hordeum vulgare subsp. vulgare (domesticated barley)
Lineage: Eukaryota; Viridiplantae; Streptophyta; Magnoliopsida; Poales; Poaceae
Product: protein GLUTAMINE DUMPER 2-like
Exons: 1
Coding region: 189-656 (155 amino acids)
Biological process (GO): regulation of amino acid export
Source: RefSeq, a predicted model, not a curated record